AUGAGUGUGACGAGCGAGGAGCUGAACUACCUGGUGUGGCGGUACCUGCAGGAGACCGGGAACGAGUUGAGUGCCGCGGCGAUGCAGGAGGAGACGCGGGUGCUCGAGUUCGAGACGCUGUACAAGAGACACAUUCCGAUGGGCACGCUUGUGAACAUGGUGCAGAAGGGGAUUCUGUUCUGCGAGAGCGAGUUGCUUGUUGCUGCCGCGGCGGCACCCGGGGACAACCCGCCGAGGUUCAAAGAGGACUUCAACUUGGUCAACGCGUUGAAGUUGGACAGCGGGAAGAUCCCCGAGAUCGCUGCUGUCGGGAGGUUUGCCCUCGAGGGGGACGAGUUGUCGUCCGCGGAGACAGAGGGGGAGUCCAAAGAACCCGUGCUGCCAGCGAUGACCUCAGCUCCUGAAUUCGUGCCGACUCUGAGGGAAGUAUGCAAGUUGGACGCCGCUGUGGUGUGCCAUUGGAACCCAAGAGACCCUCUUGUGCUUGCAAUUGGUGGGCGGGACUCCCUGGCGCGGAUUGUAAGGUUUACUACUGCUCAAUGCAAUGAGGUCGCGGAGACGCACGAUCUGAGCCACCCGUUUGCGGUGAAUGUGACGACUACGAACCAAGUGACUUGCAUGGCAUGGUCCCAUGAGGGCCAGCAGCUAGCAAGUGCAGUCGAGAACGGCGAGGUACGGCUCUGGGACGCGUCUUCGGGGUCGCUACAGAACGUGCUCAGCUUGCACCGGUGCGCCGUGGUCGCUAUGAAGUGGAGUUCCGACUCGCGACACCUGUUGACACUUGACACGGAGAACGUCACUGUACUGUGGAAUGCUGCCAGUGGGACAGUCGUACAGCACUUCGAGGGGUCCUCGCAGUGCGGUGUCGACAUCGAAUGGGUCGACCGUGACAAGUUCGUCGUGCCAGGUCCACAGGGACAACUGGUCGUCCACGAGACGGCGCAGAGUGCGCCCGUGGGGAAGUUAGUCGGCCCACAGGGCACGGUCAGUAACCUCAGCUUCAACGGCGAUACGAAGCUUCUAGCGUCGAGUAGCGACGAUGGUAACGGUGACAGCGGUGAGCAGUACGCGAUCCGCGUGUGGCACGGCGCGAGCUCGAACUGCAGCCACUGUUUUUAUGGCCACUCGCAGAGUGUCGUAUCCUUGGAGUGGAUCGAUGAUGACAAGUUGAUCUCCAGUGCGUUGGACGGGUCCCUACGUGUAUGGUCGCUCCGUUCAGGACGGCUCGUUGGGCUCGCGAACUCGGAGGGUGUCCCCAUCCUCGUGGGCCGUUUGUCCCGAGACAAGCGUGCGUACACCAUCGGGCUCAUGGACGGCCAGAUCAACGUCUACGACGUUCACAGGUUCUUGAUCAGGUUACAGUCGCAGGAGACUACUGAGGAGUCCCUACCCCUAGUGAUACCGCUAUGCGGGAACCACCAGGCCGCUGGACGGGACCAUUGCAACGUGCUGGACUUGUCAUGGAGCAGUUCCGACGAGUGUGUUGCCAUGACGUACUCGGAGGGACCCUCUACCGUCGUGAGCGCGAGAAGUGAUAAGGGCAUAAGUAACUAA
Messenger RNA from Huiozyma naganishii CBS 8797, 1554 nucleotides. It is a transcript of the gene SIF2, whose product is annotated as Sif2p. Gene Ontology annotation, biological process: regulation of transcription by RNA polymerase II. The record is from RefSeq and is a predicted model, not a curated record. Bases 1 to 1554 code for a protein of 517 amino acids. The transcript has a single exon. NCBI's taxonomy places the organism in Eukaryota, Fungi, Ascomycota, Saccharomycetes, Saccharomycetales, Saccharomycetaceae. Gene Ontology annotation, cellular component: Set3 complex. Gene Ontology annotation, molecular function: protein binding; transcription corepressor activity.